This is a messenger RNA of Neolamprologus brichardi, 1884 nucleotides long. Lineage: Eukaryota; Metazoa; Chordata; Actinopteri; Cichliformes; Cichlidae. The record is from RefSeq and is a predicted model, not a curated record.
AGGAAGAAGUCACUCCGUCUGACGGUGGAUUGACAUCUGGGUCCAGGAAUGGCUCAGUCUCCAGGUCCUGAUCUCACCGUCGUGCUGAUGGGACGCAGCGGAGUGGGAAAGAGCGCUUCUGGUAACACGAUUUUAGGACGAGCAGCGUUUGAGUUGAGUGCAGCGUGGGGACCGGUGACGAUGACAAUCCAAGAGAAAACAGGAACCAUUUUAGGAAAGCUGAUCCGAGUGAUCGACACUCCGGGAAUUGUCAAAUCAAAAGAGGAACUGAAAACCUUCUGCCAGGGUCUCCUGCAGUCCUCCACCCCUCUGCUGUUCCUGGUGCUGGUUACAACUAGUCGUUUCACAGAUCAGGAAGAGGAGGCUGUGCAGGCAGCCAUCACAGUCCUUGGCGAUGAAGGUCUGGCAAACAGCUUUCUGCUCUUCACAGGUGGAGAUGAGCUGAACGUGUCACUGCAGGAUCACAUCAGCCAGUCUAAGAGAAGCCCGCUCCAAGACGUCGUUAAGAAGUUUGGGGACAGGUAUCAUCUGUUCAACAAUGAAGCGCCUGAAGACGAGGGGCAAGUGGGAGAGCUGCUGAGCAAGGCCGAACGCCACAGGACGCGCAAGCUGCUGGGAUUCAAAGCAGAAGGUGUCUCCAUCGUCCUGCUGGGAAACACCGCUGUGGGGAAAAGCGCUUCUGCAAACACCAUCUUAGGCCGAGCGGCGUUCGAGUCGAGGGCUUCCCUCAAAGCGGUGACGACAGGAAUCGGAGAGGAAACGGGACAGAGGUUUGGGAAGCGGAUCACAGUGAUCGACACUCCGGGACUUUUAGGAUCAGAGGAGCUGAUUGAAAAGUUCUACCUGGCUGAUCGUCUCAUGGCGUCUCUCACACUGGUGGACAGGAGAAUCAUUCUGAUUGGUCUGUCUGGAGGAGGGCGGAGCUCAGCAGGAAACACCAUCCUGGGAUCGGAGCGGUUCCCGACAGGAUGUGGGUUUGAACCGGUCCCAGCUGAGGUGGUCUCUGGGUCAGCAGCAGUGGAGGACUGUUGGAUCACCGUGGUCGACACUCCAGGAUUCACAGCCAGAGACUCGGAUGAAGAUCAGCUGGCAAAACGACUCAGGAUGAUUAUAAAACAGUCUGAUCCAGGACCUCACGCCGUGGUGUUCGUGGUCAGGAUAGGCAGGAUGUCCAGGGAAGACUCUGCGCUCCUCGCCGCUCUCAGAAAGAUGUUUUCUGUUUGUUCUGGUAACUACUCCAUGGUGCUCUUCACCCACGGAGACGAGCUGAGAGGUCGGUCCAUCGAUCAGAUGAUCCAGUCUAACAGCUGUGUGUCUGAACUGGUCUCCAUGAGUCCUGGCAGAUUCUGUGUGUUUGACAAUAAUCAGAAAGGAAACAGAAAGCAGGUCAGAGAGUUCCUCCGUCAUGUAGAGAACAUCAUCUCAGAGAACAGAGGAGAACACGUGGACCUAGAUGUACGGUCUACGGGAAUAAACUGGCUGAGUGAGGAAAGGGAGGAAAUGGAGAGAAGGCACAUGCGCAUGCACACGUGGAUGGACUUGGACAUGUGCAUGAUGCCCAGAACGACUGUACAGAUCUGCUGUGGGUGUUUUUGCAGCACAACCAGCCGCCUGGACAAACUCUUCAAAGAGCUGAAUGUCUGACUGUGAUUGGUGGAUGUUGGAGGCGUCUGAGGAAAUAAAAACCUGAUGGACUUUGUCUGCUUCCUGUUCAGGAUCAGCAGUUUUCUGAAACAUGAUUGGCCCUCUGUACUGUAACUUUUACUCCAGUCCAGUUUCACAGUACUUGUACUUUGUGUAAAACAAACAUACUUCAAACACUUUCCAUCUGGAUUGUUUGCAUUGAGAUCAGCUGACACAUUAAAGUACAGAGACAUGAAUGAA